This is a messenger RNA of Boeremia exigua, 333 nucleotides long. RefSeq lists its product as uncharacterized. Bases 1 to 333 code for a protein of 110 amino acids. The transcript is spliced from 2 exons. NCBI's taxonomy places the organism in Eukaryota, Fungi, Ascomycota, Dothideomycetes, Pleosporales, Didymellaceae. The record is from RefSeq and is a predicted model, not a curated record.
AUGGCCGGCAUGCUCGUGAUGGGUGUAGCCCUUGGCUUGCAAGAGGGUGGGAAGAAGAUCAAAGAAAAAAGAGACGAACGAAAGGCAAAGAAAGCUGCAUUGGCUGUUGAAGCAUACGCACCUGCAGAGUCAUCAUCAUCUGGUGCAGCACGCAGUCACUUCACGCGGAAUGAUACCAGGCCUGAAAGGAAGAGCGAGGAAGCUCGUAGGGAGCAAAAGCGUCGCAGCUUCAGCUCGGAACGAACCCACCACGAAGACGCUCCUCCCAGUUAUGACGAAGUCGCGCGGCCAACGUAUGAAGAAGCCAUGCGGGACACCCAGUAUAGGGCUUAA